GGGGGACUCGUAGUCAUCUUCUAUUCGUUAUCCGUUUUGAAGUGUACUCAGAUGGGAUUGAGUUUCGCAGAUGCUUUAAAUCCAGAAAAAUAAUGCAAUCUCUCACCUUAACUCGAUACCCAACUCCAAUUUCCCCGCCAACACUCAAUCUUUACCCGCUAAGACAAAUCGCAGGGUCUGUUCUCUCUGUUCCGACCACCGGCAACCGUAGCGAGAUGACGUCUCGUCGUGAGUGUGCUUCCUUUAAGUCCCUCGCCGUUGGUCAGACUUCGACCGGUGAUGGUGAUGAUGGUUACUGUACUCUCAUAGACUUUGCAGGUAAUGGAGGAGGAGAAGGGACAAAGGUAGGAGAUGAUCUUGUGGUGUUGCUUUACCACUUACAACAUGCCUGCAAAAGAAUCGCUUCUCUUGUCGCCUCUCCUUUCAAUUCUUCACUCGGAAAGCUCUCUGUUAACUCCUCUAGUGGGUCAGACCGAGAUGCGCCUAAGCCGCUGGAUAUUGUCUCGAACGAUAUCGUCUUGUCCUCUCUUAGAAACUCAGGGAAAGUAGCAGUAAUGGCUUCUGAAGAAAAUGAUAGUCCAACUUGGAUCAAAGAUGAUGGUCCUUACGUUGUGGUUGUAGAUCCUCUAGAUGGGUCACGGAACAUCGAUGCUUCGAUACCGACAGGAACUAUAUUUGGGAUUUACAAUCGCCUUGUUGAGCUUGAUCAUUUACCAGUUGAAGAGAAAGCUGAGCUCAAUUCUUUGCAGAGAGGCAACAGGCUUGUAGCUUCCGGUUAUGUGCUCUACUCUUCAGCCACUAUCUUCUGUGUUACACUUGGCUCGGGAACACACGCCUUCACGCUAGAUCAUUCCACAGGCGAAUUUGUUCUUACCCAUCAAAACAUUAAGAUCCCUACUCGAGGGCAAAUCUACUCAGUGAAUGAUGCGAGGUACUUUGAUUGGCCAGAUGGUUUAAGGAAGUACAUUGACACAGUGAGACAAGGCAAAGGUCAAAACCCGAAAAAGUACUCGGCGCGUUACAUUUGUUCUCUAGUAGCUGAUCUUCACAGGACUCUCUUAUACGGUGGAGUGGCUAUGAAUCCAAGAGACCAUCUUCGUUUAGUCUAUGAAGGAAACCCUGUGGCUUUUCUCGUGGAACAAGCUGGUGGCAAAUCCUCUGAUGGAAAGAGAGGGAUACUUUCGAUACAACCCGUGAAGCUUCACCAGAGGUUGCCUCUGUUUCUUGGGAGCGUAGAGGAUGUUACUGAGCUUGAAAGCUAUGGAGAUGUGCAGCAGACUGUAAACCCUGGCUAUGAAGUUUAAACGAUUCCUCUGUUUCAUACUAUGUGUAAAAAUAGUAAAUCGACAUUAGAUCUUGUUAAUUGUAACAUUUGGUAUUAGGAAGGUUAGAUUCGUGUAUCUGUUUAUCAAGAUCAACAGGUAAUCUGGUAUAAGUCACAAGUUUAUUUGAUUCUUUAUCA
Messenger RNA from Arabidopsis lyrata subsp. lyrata, 1462 nucleotides. Its product is annotated as fructose-1,6-bisphosphatase, chloroplastic. Gene Ontology annotation, cellular component: cytosol; cytoplasm. Gene Ontology annotation, biological process: gluconeogenesis; fructose metabolic process; fructose 6-phosphate metabolic process. The record is from RefSeq and is a predicted model, not a curated record. Gene Ontology annotation, molecular function: fructose 1,6-bisphosphate 1-phosphatase activity. Bases 93 to 1304 code for a protein of 403 amino acids. The transcript is spliced from 4 exons. NCBI's taxonomy places the organism in Eukaryota, Viridiplantae, Streptophyta, Magnoliopsida, Brassicales, Brassicaceae.